Molecule: messenger RNA, 1190 nt
Organism: Pseudoliparis swirei
Lineage: Eukaryota; Metazoa; Chordata; Actinopteri; Perciformes; Liparidae
Gene: egln3
Product: egl-9 family hypoxia-inducible factor 3
Exons: 5
Coding region: 130-906 (258 amino acids)
Biological process (GO): cellular response to hypoxia; peptidyl-proline hydroxylation to 4-hydroxy-L-proline
Cellular component (GO): nucleus; cytoplasm
Molecular function (GO): peptidyl-proline 4-dioxygenase activity; L-ascorbic acid binding; ferrous iron binding
Source: RefSeq, a predicted model, not a curated record
ACCUGUCUGGAGGCGUCUAGUCAACGCACACACUCAUGCUCCUGUUUCCACUUGUCAAUCACAGUCAAGUCAAAGUUCUUCACCUUUAAUGUUCUUCUACUCUUCUACUGGUCUCUAUUCGUCCCUCCAAUGCCCUUCAUCGAGCACGUCUCGGACCCGGACCUGGAGCGCCUGGCCCUGGACCGGGUGGUCCCGGCGCUGCUGGCCCACGGCUUCUGCGCCGUGGACGGGCUGCUCGGGCGGCCGGCCGGGGACGCGGUGCUGCGGCGGGUCACGGAGCUGCACCGGGCCGGCGCGCUGCAGGACGGCCGGCUGGCGGGCUCCGUGCCGGGGGUCCACCGGGCGAGGAGCAUCCGCGGGGACCAGAUCGCCUGGGUGGGCGGGUCGGAGCGCGGCUCUGAGGCCAUCGGCUUCCUGCUGGGCCGGAUCGAUAGGCUCGUGUCCGUGUGCGCGAGCCGGCUCGGGAGCAAGACGAUCCGCGAGAGGUCGAAGGCCAUGGUGGCGUGUUACCCGGGCAACGGGGCGGGUUACGUGAAACACGUGGAUAACCCGAACCGCGACGGCCGCUGCAUCACCUGCAUCUACUACCUCAACAAGGACUGGAGCGCCACGGAGCACGGCGGUGUCCUCAGGAUCUUUCCGGAGGGGAAGCCCUACGUGGCCGACGUGAAGCCGCUGUUCGACCGGCUGCUCUUAUUCUGGUCCGACCGCAGGAACCCCCACGAGGUCCAGCCCUCCUACGCCACCCGGUACGCCAUCACCGUCUGGUACUUUGACUCCGAGGAGAGAGCCGAGGCCAAGAGGCGCUUCAGGGCCGCCGCAGCGGCUCCCGGUGACGGCUCCUCCUCCUCGUCCUCCACUUCACCUAAGAUCCGACACCAAGACAAGAUUCUACCCAACUUUUAAACGGCUUUUCAAAAUAAAAGCUGAAAAGCAAAUAGAGAACAAAAGCAGAAGAAAUUUAGAAAUCUGCAUCCAUGCAUCAACAGUUUGUGCGUGUGGAAAAACAGCUGACUGAAACUUUAAGCUCCUCCUCCUCCAGAAGGAGUCGACCAAAGUUGAAGGUUUACAGAUGGAAGACGUGAAGCACAGGAAUGCUCUCAAAGAGGUUUACAUAUGUUUACUCUGGAAGGUCCAAUUCUUUGGUAUAUUAACUGAAAACCAGUGUGUCAAUUAAAAGUAAAAGUUUG